AUGUCCCUCACGACGACCGCACCGCUGAGCCUGCCACCGCACGCCGCCCUCGAUCGCCCACACACGUCGUCCAUGUCGUAUCCUCCAACCGACGACAGGACUUCUUACCAGGGCUACUACAGCCGCCCCGCUCCCGGAUCGGCACACGGCGCACCUCCUCCAGAGGCUCCUUCUCCUGAACGUCUUCACUCCGCUGGAACUGGUGCAGCUUACGCCAAAGGCGCACCUCCUCCUCAGUCACCAUCUCAAGUUUACGCUCCUCACGAGCUUGGCCCUGCUCCGGGCUCCUCUCACGGUUACCCAGCACAGUCUCUCACCCCUAUGAGCGGGUCCGCUGGCUACCCCCCGCAACCCCCAGCUCCUUACUACGGCAUGCCGGGUCAAAACCAGGACCCAAACCUCCCUUCCCCGCCUCCCACGGCCAACGCUCGCCCGCCAACCAACUAUACCGUAGACGGUGCUCCCAUUGUCCCGGUCGGCAUCUCGGGCGGCAAGAUGUUUCGCUGCCGCGGCUUCGGGGAGUGCGACAAGGUGUUUACUCGCAGUGAACACUUGGCCCGCCAUGUGCGCAAGCACACUGGCGAGCGUCCCUUCCCUUGCCACUGCGGCAAGGCGUUUUCUCGUCUCGACAACCUGCGCCAGCACGCAGCCACCGUUCACGCGGACCAGACCCAACUGAACGAGGCCAUGCUUACAUCGCUCGCCUCGGUCCACGCUGCAUUGUCCCAACGCGCCAACCGUGACCAGCGCCGUAGGGGAGAAGUUGUCGAGGUGCCCAAGAACGCCGUCGAGCGUCCUCGGGGAGAGCGGGGCAGCAAGAGCGCUGGUGGUGCUGCAGUGCCCCCUCCUGGAGGUGUCUACCCUCCACCGGGCUACCACCCCCAGCAGUGGGGUCCUCCUCCUGACCACACCCGUCCCCGUACCGCCGGCAAUAGCUGGAUGGAGUACGGUGGCUAUGUCGGUGUGCCGGGUGAGCAAGGCCCUCCUGGAACUGCUGGAUCCGUCGGAUAUGCAGAUGACGCGGGGCCGUCUCGCCGACCACCUUCUGCUGGAUACCCUCAUGCAGGUUAUUACUCGGAGCCGCCGCCGCCGCCUUCUUCCCAUGGACGCCCGCCCACCGCCAACGCCCCUCCCGGUACCGCAGGCUCGGGGUAUGGCACAGCCGAUGAGUCAUCCUACCGACCGGUGUCGUCAAACGGUAGAGAAAUGCCCGUACCUGGUCACUAUGCCGAUUCCGAGCCUCCUACCUCGGCUCACGGACCCCCUCCGCACUCACCCAUGUACCCGCACCCAGCUGCUGCAGUGCCAACGGCUGGUAACUGGACGUCGCCCCCGGCUCACCACGCCGGCUACCCUCCCGCUGAUCCAAGCAUGUACCCACAGGGAGCUGUGCCGCCUGCUGAAGGCCAGCACCCCUAUCCGCCCGGUCACCCCCAGGAAGGUCAAGGCUAUGGUCCACCACCCCCUGGGUCGUCUGGCGGCUACUACUACCCCGCUCAGCAAGGUCACGGCUACUACGCCCAGCAGUCUCCUGCCCAACAGCAGCAGGCCACCUUCCCCUCGGCAGUGCCUCCUCCUCCUCCAGGAAGCGCUGGUGGUCAGCCUCCGGCGGGCGCUUACCCUCCCAACUAUGCCCCCCCCGGCGAGUCACCCUUCCAGUACAACGCCGGUGGGCCAUACCCUUAUCCUGGCUACGACGGGCGUAAGCGCCGCGCCGAGGACGAGGCCGGCGGUGAGCGCAAGCACUCGCGCAACAGCAACGACGGUGCCCCCCCACCUGAUCAGCCCCGUCAACCGGGCCCGCACGGCGAGAUGUGGUUCCCCUCCGCUUCUGAGCGCCGCUCAUCACUCGCCAUCAGCGCCCUUCUCGGCUCGCCUCAGCAGGACACGCAGCACUCGCGUCCCAACACCGGUGAUGUGCCCCCUCGUGGCCCCUACCCAUACCCGGGUGCCGCGCAGUAUGACGAGCGUGCAGGCGUGCCCGGAGGAGUGCCCCGCGAGCGCCCUGGGACGACGGACGACAAAGGCAAGGUCCUGAUCGCCGAGUAA
Apiotrichum porosum is the source of this 2049-nucleotide messenger RNA. RefSeq lists its product as uncharacterized. The transcript is spliced from 2 exons. Gene Ontology annotation, cellular component: chromatin. The record is from RefSeq and is a predicted model, not a curated record. Bases 1 to 2049 code for a protein of 682 amino acids. Gene Ontology annotation, molecular function: DNA-binding transcription factor activity, RNA polymerase II-specific; RNA polymerase II cis-regulatory region sequence-specific DNA binding. Gene Ontology annotation, biological process: regulation of transcription by RNA polymerase II. NCBI's taxonomy places the organism in Eukaryota, Fungi, Basidiomycota, Tremellomycetes, Trichosporonales, Trichosporonaceae.